Molecule: messenger RNA, 830 nt
Organism: Elaeis guineensis (African oil palm)
Lineage: Eukaryota; Viridiplantae; Streptophyta; Magnoliopsida; Arecales; Arecaceae
Source: RefSeq, a predicted model, not a curated record
UUCUCUAAAGGAAAUUUUAUCAGAGAGCCAUGCUUCAGAAAAUAGAAGCCCAGUCUAAAAUCAGAGUCGAAAUCGAAGCUCUAUGGAGAACUUUUGCCAAGGAUUUCACUGUUUCUUGGGCAAAAGUACUUCCAGACAUUGUGACAAGUGUGACCAUACUUGAAGGAGAUGGUGGCCUCGGUACGUUGUUGCUCCUCCAAUUUAAGCCUGGUGGACCAACUGUAUCAUUCCAGAAGACCAAGAUUGUGGAAUUUGACAGCACAAAGCAUCAACUUGGACUGGAAGUACUGGAAGGGGGUCACUUAAGUAAUGGUUUUACGAAAUAUAUAACCUAUUUCAAGCUCACUGAAAACGGUGAACGCGAGACUUUCGUUGACAUCACAGUGGUGUGCAAGCCAGUUUCAGAAGAAGCAGACUUGCAAGCAAAGACAACGAAGUUUCCUCUGCUUUUCUUUAAAAGCCUGGAGGCAUAUCUCCAUAACGCUGACAUGUGAACUUUCUUCUCCAUAGUUGUGGUUUCAGCGGCAGUAUUAGGAAAUCAAGUCAAUGUGCCGGGGUUGUAAUUUUUGCACGAAAGAAUGAUUGUUCUUCUUUUAUGACAUCAGCCACUGGAUCUCCUCUUGCGCAACUCUUAAAGCACUCCAAACUUUUCUUUCAUCUGUCUGCAUGGAUUUGAAGUUCCUAUCGUGUGAUGCCAAGAUUGACGCGUCAAGAAUGAAGGUGAAUCAUUCUUUCACACGAAAGAUACAAUCCGAACCCCAAUAUGCCACCAUUAUAAUAUACUAGAGAAAUGGUGAUUCUGUUUAGUAAAUUGAAUGUGAGAUCUUUGU